AUUUGAGUUUAGUUUUACGAGAUCUGCUGCCGUUAACGGACGUGUGCGUACGGACUAACGAAUAAUUGCCAGAAAUCGUUGUUUUGUGGGCGUAACGCCGAGAACGAAUUGCACUUGAGUGGCGUAUAUGUAGACCGUGUAUAUAUGUAGGUGUGUGUGCGCGCGGAUUAUUUCGUAUACGUUUGUUUUUGACUUUUCACUUCGUCGUCGUUUGAAGUGCAACUUUUCGCUGUAAAUAUUUAGAAUUUGCUUAAAGUAAUUAACAUUUGUUUAUUUGGGCAAGGCAACUUUUGUUUUUGCCUGGAAAGUGCGAAAGCAAAACGAAAUACAGACAAUAAAUACCCAGAGCUAGAGAAUCAAAGCAAGACGAAUGAGUAAAAACGGUGUUAAAAUUGCAACAAUAAAAAGUUUUAAGUAAAAUAAAUAAUAAUCACAUUUGCUUAAAUCUCGAAAACUGAAAUACGUAUAAAGUGUACACACUUAAAUUAUCAAUAUUAAAGAAAUUGCUAAAUGUUGAAAAUACCAAUAGGAAAAUAUUGUAUUACUUAGAAAAUCUAUGAAUAGUGAAGAAAUCAACGUGUAAAGUGUUAGUGUUGAAUUUCCUGUUUGAAAUUCUUUGCUUACCUUUUUCUCCCAACAACAACUCGUUAUACGGUAUUCUUAGUUUGCAUUGCCGCUUACAGUGUGCAACUCGCCUAACCACCAACUCCAGCGUUUUGAGUCAAAUGAGAAAGACGGCGACGCACCGCACCAAAGUUACGGAAGCCCAUUUAACUUGAGCGCUGAAUAAAAGAAACACAGAUAAACGCUGAAAGUCGAACUUGUAGCAUGCACAAGCAAUGCUGAGUUAAUAAAACAACAACAACAACAAGACAAUAACUCCAACUGCAGCUGAGCAAAUAACGAAACGUGCAUAACUCAAAGCGACAACAACAAAAACACCACAAGCGUGGGCAAAUCAGUGGAAAUAAUCGAAAAUCUGACACCUCCGGAAGUGCGGAGAAAAAUAAGCAGAAAUAAAUUAAAAUCAAAACAAAAUUAUUGAUAAGAAACCACGCGCCAAAGAGGAAGGGAAAUUAUAACCAAAACAAAACACUCAACAACAACAAACAAGCGAGUCUUUUAUCAACUUUGCAUGAAUGCGAAGAAGCGAUAAAAAUACGGUUGAUUGAUUCUGAACGAAAAAUAUCCAUAACAAUUUGUGGAAUUCAUGUGAGCUUUGUGGCACGCGCGUGAUGUUUACGAUGUUGCAUCUACUCGCGCUGGAAAACGAAGAACGCAUUUGAAGGCAAAAAUAUAAAAUCAAAAAAGGCGGAAAUCUAGAAAGAAUUUGUUUAGAAAAUCUAUUAACGCCUUGUUUUCCACACACACACACACACACUCGCACAGCGCCGAAAACUAUUUUCAGCUGAACUUGAAAUGCCUACAGAAUGUGAGCGCACGAUCGCCAACACGAGCCAAAACGUGCAACAGACGCAGCCACAGCCACAGCAAGAAGAGCAGCAGCAGCAGCAGCAACAACAAGAGUACGCACAAUUGCAAGGAGAUCACUUGCAAGCAGAAGCAGAGGAAGAAGAAGCGGCAGCACAGCUUGAGUUUUAUGACGACAUGGAGGGCAAAGAGCUAAAUGGCGGCAAGAUGUCCACCUCCCAGACAUCAACGACGUCCGCAGCGAACGGUCACAGCGGCAGCAAUCAGGCGAAUGGUGUUGGCAAGAAAACGUCCAUAAUAUCGCCGGAUCCCACUUCAUAUGUGACCAAAGCGCGCGUCACACGUCCCACACCGCCGCCACCGUCCUACAACCCGAUGCAAUUUGUACAGAUCAAACCAUGCAAUCUCUACCAAACCGCACAGGAGCAGCUCAAGAAGGCUGAAGAAGUGAAAAAGAUCAAGGAAAUUAAAAAAGAAGAGCCCGAGGAUUGGCAGAAUAAUUUGGACAAUUGGAAAUCGUCGCGUAGAAAACGUGUCGAACACAUCAUCGAUCGAGUUGUGGAAGUGAAAAAACUCGAAUUGGAAGAACACGACCGGACGCGAAGAAAAUCGAAGACAUUCUCCGAAAUGAUCGAAGAAAGAGGUGAACGUGGUGGACGCGGUCGCGCAAAAUUGGCCUCGUUAGCCGUUUACAAUGAAGACGAAUCGAACGACCUGAGCGACCUUGGCAUUGGCACCAGCAGUGCCAGCGGCAAGAGCAGCCAAUCGGAGGAUUACGACAACAACAGUGUACUGAGUGACAACGCCGAACUCGACAAAGCCAUAUUUGAGAACAACCAAAAACCUAGUGGCAUCCCCGCGCGUGAAUACAUAUCCUCCCCAGGCUACGAUACUUCUUCCAGCACAGCGCCCGGCAGCUCUCCCGAUCCAUGCGAAUACACUUAUGAGGGCGCCAUUCAAGACUAUAAGCAACGCGUGUCGCGCGCCAGUGGCGGCAGUGCUUUAGCCAAUUUUAAGCUCAAUAAUGCCAACACAAAUCCGGCGUUAAUUUCCAAAAACAACUCCUCGAAAGAAAAUACCCCGGACUGCAGCAAUACAGUACCGAACGAUACUUAUCCCACACGUCGCGGCAGUAAAAUCGAGGAUCGCCUAAUCGGCUUCGAAGUUACUUCGCCCAGUGAUAGUCAAGAGGGUUUGGAGAAGAAAGUUGAUGUACCAAAAAUCGAUAUUUCGAAGCGUAAAGAGAUUUUCGAAAAUCAAAAUGCCAAUUCAGAACCAAAGUUGCUGGUGGGCAAUGGUGGCGCUGGCAACGUAGCUGUGCCACGCGUUACACUGCGCGAUCGCUUCAAGUUGGACGAGAGUGUGUCCAAUAAUAAUGGCGAAGUACAUGACUCCACAUUAAAGCGUGAAGUUAAACGCCUAUCAGGCGACAUCACGAGCAUACGAUCGCGUAUGCAAAGCUUAGAGCAACAACAAAAUUUAGUCAAUUCAACGAAUGGCGGCAGCGCCGGUAAGGUACCCAGCGCAAAAUUAGUCGAUAUACCAGUGCCACCAUUGAAGGAUCGUCUGUCUAGUUUACAGAAUGCCGUAACCAAAGAAGAGGUGAGAAAGGCGCCGGUAGCACUUGUUGACGCCCGCCAGCUAGAGAUAAUGAAGAACGAAGAGGAAGAGCGACGCAUGAAACUUAUUGAGAAUGAGAAGAAAGCCGUGCUGGAGGUAAGCAACAAGGAGGAGGAGGAAGUAGGUGCACCCGUAUCCCAAACUACGAUGCCACAACAAGUAGUGGUUAAAGUCGAUGCGCCCGAGGAGGAUGUCGAUCGUGACGACAGCGGUAUUCACACCGCCGAUGGCGAAAUCGAAGCCACGGAAAUCUCCGAGCAGGAAGAACAACUGAAUGCGGCUAUUGCAGCGCUGGCACUGGAGGAGCAGCAGCUAACCGAAGCAGCUAAUGCAGUGAACCAAAUAGAAGCGGAGUUUGCCGAACUGUCCACCAGCGCAGUGAACGCCAUCGCCAGCAGCCUGAACACAGGGUCCACAACAAAACCAACUAACGAACAGCCAUGCGAAAUGGAAUUUAGUUUAAAUUUGCAUAAUUUAUGCCAGCAAAAGCUUCUGUGCAAUGCCAAAGGUUUAUGUGCAGUAAAGCAAUCUCAAGAAACCGUUAUAUGUCAAAGUUUACAGCGUCUCUCUUCUUUACAUGGGAUGGAUCGCAAACCAAUGAUCAACGAAGCUCUUGAAUUGGCGCUGGAAGCAAUUGACAAAGAGACCACAUUCACCUUAAAUGAUACAGCAACAAUAAAAACGACAACCAAAUCAUCCAACACCAAUGCAAGUAACCGUACAAUAACUACAACAAAACAAGCAACAACAAUAACGGCGGCCACAAUGUCCACAAUGAAGGCAGAAACAACAACAAAAAACAACAACAAUAAUAAUAAUGAUGGAUUACUGUGUGCAAAGGAUACUUCGAACAAAACCGACGAAGAGAAGGAACGCAAAAGUAAGCAGCAGCAACAACAACAACAAUUUGAUGCAAAUACAAAUGCUAUGAACACUGACAAUGACGAUGUUAAUAACGAUAAUAAUGUAAAUGCUGAUGUUGAUGGCAGAACGGAGGAGCUGCGCGAGGCGCUCAUCUCGCAGGAGCCCAUUUACGAGAACAUCUCGGCAGCAUCUACGCGACAAGUAGAUGUUGAAGCGAAGCGAAUCAUUGCCGCGAGCAUGUUAAAUGACAACAACAACAUAAGCAAUAAUAAUAUACACAAACAAAUGAAUCAAAUAAAUAACAACAAUAGUAGUAAUGACGAAUUUCAGAAUUCGUUUGCCAAUAAUUCGCUAAGUAAUGUAUUGACUAACAACAGCAAUAACAAUAGCAGCGGUAGCUUUAGCGCUAGCGAUAACAACAACAAAAGAAAUCUUGACAAUACUUUUAUUGAAAUAACCAACGCUUACGCUAAUACUACACCUAUCACAGCAGCCGCCGGCAUAAAAGCAACAGCAACAACAUCAAGUUUAAUAGAGGCAGCACCAAGCGGUUCGCUUACAGCCAGUGAAAACGCCAGUGCUGCCGCAAUCUCAACACUAAUUGCACCAGCAGACGAUUUAAAAAAUAUCACAACAACAACAGCAAGAACACAACUAACUGAAAUAAACUCACCAACACCAAACUCUGAAAAUUUGUUCACAAUCAGCAAACCCGCAGCAGUUGAUCCGCAAAUCUUGACCAACAACGCAACGACGCUGGCAGAACAUGAACCCUACUAUCAGGUGCCCAAAUCAAGUGAGCCCUACUACGAUGCUCCUAAACAUUUGCGCCCUGUACCGCUUUACGAAAAUAUCGAGGUCUUCUACACCGGCUUGGAGAACUCCACAUUGGCUAGCGGUACUGGCGCCGCACUUACUGGCAGCUUCAAGCUGGAACCGCCGAAAGAGAAGCCACCGCCGCCGCCAGUCGAGAGUCCGCCACCCUUUGAUGAUGUGGACAGCAUCGAUAACAACACAGACACGUGGUCAUCGGACAACACCUACGAAACAAUUUCAUCGCGUUUGCCUCAUGUCAGCGGUCUGGCUACCGACCAUCCUUCGCCGCCCAUCAAACGCAUGAACUCAACGAAACGCAUCAAGAAAGAGUUGCGUAAUAAACGUUCGAGUUUCUUGGGCAUUGACACCACGAAUUUGGAUGAUGAGGAAACUUAUUUGGAAUUGACAGUGGCACCGCCACCAGAUAUGGCGCAGCUGUUGCAGGAGGAGCGACGUUUGGAAAAACAAUUGUACCUGAAGGCAGGUUUGUGCGAUAGUUCAGAUACAGGUGAGAGUCGCGAUUCGGGCGUUUCUGAGAAUCACUCACGUCAGAGCAGUGAACAUUACACGAACUCAUCGGAGGAGAACGAUCGACAAAUUGAUACACCCCCACACAGCCUUAAAACCAACGAGCUAAUUUACCAGAAUGAGUCACUACUGACGGCCGCGCAGACGCCACUGUUACAAACAGUGAAGGGCAACUCAGCUGAAUCAUGGACUGAGUCCGCCACUGUUGCUGCUGCCGCCACAAAGUCACUGACAGAGGCCACCGCCACCGCCAAUGCCAAAAUGCUCUCCAUUGAGGAGAAAAUACGGGAACAAGAAGAGGUCCUGCGUGUAGAGCGGGAGCUACUACAGCUGGAGCAGGAGGAGUUGAAGCGCCAGCGAGAGAACUUAAUGCUGCGUGAAAAUAUGGCACGUCGUGAGUUGCAACAUGGCGCCAAAAUGCUUAUGUCCGCCAAUCGGCGCUCACUACAAGACCUAAAUGGCGUGAGUAUGUCGCUGGCAGGUGGUCUGCCAAUUCCGAAUGGCGGCCCGACUGUAGCCUACCAAACGGCAGUGCCACAAUAUGCCAUUGGCGCGCAUAAUAUGCAACAACCGACACAGCAACAAUUUGGCGUACCAUUAGUGGCGGCGCAACCAACACAGCAGAUCUAUGCAAAUGUACCAAAUCUAGAACAGCAGUACUAUCAGGUGGACAUUGACUACCGCAAGUCCAUGUCCGACCUGCAAGAGUUCUCCAAACGGCAUAUGCUGCCUCCCAUGCCACCAACAAAACCAAUGCGUGCCAUGCAAGUGGCCACUUCAGCCAAUGCGCUGAUCGUUAACGGCACCGAAGACUUUAUGGCAUCGCGGCAUGCCUUGAAUGCUCAGGCUUUCGGUGGCUCGCUGGUGAAAAUCGCCACACCAACAGCGGCGCCACGUGGUCACUCGGCCUAUCCCAACAAUCAUCAAUACCAACACCAAUCAACACAAAAUCUGAGCAACAGCAGCGGCAGCAACAACAGCAUAAGCGGUGUUAAUACCACGAUGCCAGCCAUACCAAAUGGACAUGCCGCAUUACCGGGCAAUAUGUCGCGAAACACGCUGCAUGCGCUCAGCGCCACACCUAAACCCAAGUACACGGACGGCUGGGUGCAAGUGCAGCAACGCAAAUCAUAUGACACGAAUCUAGCUAAUGAUCCCGCUUGGCUUUCGGCGUACCAGCAAAAACGUAAAUCCAUGCCGGAGCCUUAUCACGCCUACAAUAACCACUGGCUCGUGCAAGAAGCCGAACAAAGACGCAUCGCAGAGCAGCAGCGACGCGGUGGUUCGACGGCCACAACACCGGUACAUCAACAAAAUGGCAGCGCUGUCAGUGGCAUGAAAUCUGCAACGAGCUCCAACAGCAAUGGCAAACCGCUGCCAGAUUCCAUCAUACAAACGCUAACGGAGCGUGUGCAGAGCAAGGGUAUCGGCGAACGAAAGAGAUUCGACAACUACAACAACCAAAGUGCUGCUUUGGAGAAGAGUCCGCUUCAUGCGGCCUCCACGUACUACCAGCACCAGCACCAACAGCAGCAGCAGCUGUCCCAAUCUGCAACGCCCACACAUCAACGACUUCUCAGCAGCUCGACGCUGACCACCGCAAUGCCACCACAAGUCAAUGUGAACGCUGCGCCGGCUCAUCAGCACCCACAGCCGCAGCAGCAGCAGCAACAGGACAAAGUGUUGAGUGUCAGUGGCAAGAAGAAGUGUUCACAUUGUGGUGAUGAAUUAGGACGCGGCGCCGCCAUGAUCAUCGAAUCGCUGCUGCUCUUCUAUCACAUCAAUUGCUUCAAGUGUUGCGUGUGUCACGUGCAGCUCGGCGACGGCCUGAACGGAACGGAUGUGCGCGUGCGCAACCACAAACUACACUGCCAAAAUUGUUACUCCAGCGAUGAUGGCAUAAAAUUCAGCUGCGUCUGAGGGCAUCCAAAGGCACUUAGAGGAGAAUGUGAAAGCUGCUAAGCCGAGUAGUGGAAAUCGUGAAGUUGGUUCAUGCUUAUAAUGAUCAGCUGACAUCUUUGUGCAACCAAAAUCUUAGCGGAGUUGUAGAGAAACACAUACAUACAUACACACACAUAUAAAUAGCUGUUAUUGCAAAAACCAUAGAGAAUUGGAGCAAAAACUCCACAACCGGCAUGCAAGUCAAAGAAUACUGUGUUCAAGCUGGAAUUAUAAAAAAUUAUUGAAUGCGGAAUAAUUUUCAUGCUUAUAUAUACAAAUUUUACUGUUAAAAUUUACACUUUUUAAAAGUAACGAUAUUUUCAAAUUUUACAUUAAAUGAAUUUUACAAUAUAUUUAGUAUCAUAAAUGUAUGAAUGUAUUAAAACCUUACGCUAAAUGCUUAUGAAACAAACUGAAAUGAAAACAAAACUGGAAUUCGAAGUAACCAAUUCUACAAUAAUUUGUGUAUAACGCAAUAGAUAUAUACAUAUACAUAUAUACACAAGCAUAUCUAUACAAAUGUGCAGCUAUGAAUUGUUAAGAUUUUUGCUAAUACUUUUAUUUCGACUAUCAAAUGUCCAUCGCGAUCGGUACGCGCUGGCAACUGUCAGUAUACAAUAUCAAAACUAUUAAAUGUUGAAAUCAAAAAAACUUCUAGUUGAAAAAUUUAACCAAAUAAAACACACAAAAUUAAUACACACACACAUAUGCGCGUGUGAAUGCAUACAGCCGUACACACAUACAGCACCGACUGUCAUAGUAAAUAUACACACAGCAUAUUCGUUAAUGUUAAUAAUCGUGCUAAAAGCAACAAAAAAAAUUUACAAAUUUAAGCAGAUAUAUUAUGGCUCUUUAUGGCAACUUUAUGGCAAAUCUUUACGCUCUAAUUGAAUGUUGAAUUUGAAAACUUUGAUUGUUAAUAAAUGUUGAAUAAAAGUAGGAAACUGUUUUAAGGGCUAAACUGAAGUGCUUAAGACGCGAAAAUCCAUAAUAAAGCUGAACAAGUCAAUUGGCAGAAAAUAUCGAAAUGUGAAAACUAUUAUAAAUAAAACAUUGAGCAUCGCUGAAUAUACUAAAAAAAUAAUGAGAAUUAAAAAAAUUGUAUGGCUUGUUUGGUUUUUAUCGAUAUUGUAACAUAUAUUAAUUAAAAACUUAUUUCUUGCAUUAAUUUUACGAUAAAAAGGCGAACAUUAAAUUGUCACUUUGUAUUUAAGCAACUUAUUUAACCUUGUGUAAUACGGAAAAUUACAUGCAUAGAAUUAUACAUACAUACACAUUUUAUUUACUCUGCUAUACAUAUGUACAUUAGGUUUAAUGACUUUUGUGUAAAUAUUUUUUUCGCUGAAUAUAUUUAUUUAUAGUUUUUAUGUGCAACCAAUAAAAAUAAUAAAAACACUAAAAUCAAAAAAA
Bactrocera dorsalis (oriental fruit fly) is the source of this 8610-nucleotide messenger RNA. RefSeq lists its product as uncharacterized. Lineage: Eukaryota; Metazoa; Arthropoda; Insecta; Diptera; Tephritidae. Gene Ontology annotation, biological process: regulation of focal adhesion assembly; positive regulation of stress fiber assembly. The transcript is spliced from 13 exons. Gene Ontology annotation, cellular component: stress fiber. Gene Ontology annotation, molecular function: myosin II head/neck binding. The record is from RefSeq and is a predicted model, not a curated record. Bases 1420 to 7179 code for a protein of 1919 amino acids.